Helicoverpa zea (corn earworm) is the source of this 1884-nucleotide messenger RNA. RefSeq names its product E3 SUMO-protein ligase ZBED1-like. The coding region runs from base 1 to 1884 and encodes 627 amino acids. Gene Ontology annotation, molecular function: DNA binding; protein dimerization activity. The record is from RefSeq and is a predicted model, not a curated record. NCBI's taxonomy places the organism in Eukaryota, Metazoa, Arthropoda, Insecta, Lepidoptera, Noctuidae. The transcript has 2 exons.
AUGUCCAAAAGAAAGAGCAGCCCCCUUUGGAACCACUUUGAGGAAGUUGUGCCUGGAAAGAAGGCAAAAUGUGGCUACUGUUCCCGGGUACUGGCGGUUUCAUCAAGCUCAAUCGGAAGUUUAAGCCGACACAUGAAAUCCGUCCACCCGACUGUACAAAUUAGCAGUAGCCGACAGCCGGCAAUAACACCAGCGGCAGUAGAAGCAUUCGACGGCGACAUCAUAGCAUCAGCGGAGCCGGCAGCAGUACCCUCGAGUAGCGGCAGCGUGCAAGGUGAGGAUCACAGAGCCGAUAAUGCUUUGUUUGUACGACUUGGCCAGAGACCGACCGCGGCUGCCCCUACAAUGGCUGAUUACGUGCAGUCAAAAAAAACCCUGCCAAGACAUCGAGUGCAACAGCUCGAUGAACAAUUAGUUCGAAUGAUUGCGAAGGGAUAUCACGCCCUUCGCUUGGUUGAUGAAGUGGAGUUCCGCAAGUUCGUGGAAAUGUUGAACCCGGGCUACACAUUACCGACCCGGAAAACUCUUUCCGAGAGCUUGCUCCCCAAGGUCUAUAACAAAGUCUUAGAAACAGUGAAAAAGCAAAUCGCUAAAGCUGCAGCUGUUUGCAUUACUACAGACGCAUGGACAUCCUGUGUGCACGAUGGCUAUAUUGCGGUCACUGCACAUUUUAUUGAUACUGAAACGCACAAAGUAUGCACAGUUAUGAUUGGGUGCUUAGAGUUUGAGGAGAGACACACCAGUGCAAAUCUAAAAGGCUUUUUGGAGGCGAAGUUCCAGGAGUGGAACAUAUCACAAUUCGUCAAUGUAAUAGUCAGUGACAAUGCGGCGAAUAUUUUAAGUGCUGUGCGGCUAGGAGGCUGGCGAUCUUUGCCUUGUUACGCACAUACCUUAAAUUUAGUGGUGCAAGGUAGCUUGGACGCCUUGUCUGAUACGAUGGAUAGGGUGAAAGGCGUUAUCGAAUAUUUUCAUCGCAGCCAUCCAGCGAAGAAGAAAUUGGUGGAAAUUCAGGAGCAAAUGCAUAUUUCCCCAUUGAAACUGAAGCAAGACGUAACUACGCGCUGGAACUCUACAUAUGAUGCGCUAAACCGGUUGCUGAGGAUGAAAGAAGCCCUAAUUGCCACUUUAGCAAUUAUGAGGCCAGACAUCAACCUGCCGCAAGAUGAUUGGAUCGUUAUCGAAAAAGCCACCGAGGUAUUAAAACCCUUUUAUGAGGUCACUACUGAAAUUAGUGGCGAACAAUACGUAUCUGCGUCAAAAUACAUUGUACUCUGUAAAAUAAUAAAUCGGUCCCUCAGCAAAUAUUCUCCGGAUGGUCAUCCCAAGUUGGAGCGCCUACAUAACGCACUCAAACAACAAAUGGCGCAAAGAUUCGGAGAUGUAGAAAAUAAACCACUUCUUUGCGAGGCGACCAUAUUGGAUCCGAGAUUCAAGAAAAGUGGCUUCAGUGAUUUAAGAAAUUUUGAGAAAGCAGUGGCUGCUCUAAAAUUGAGAAUUGGCUCGGACAGAACCCUGACCCACGUACCCGUUCAGGAGGAGGCAACGCAAGUGCCAGCUCCUCAGCCGCCGAAAACUGGCUCUAUUUGGGACGAUUUCGACGAGGAAAUUUCUGCUCUCGUCCCACAAAACCCAACCGCUGCUGGCAUUGUCGAAUUCGACAAAUACUUAGACGAACCUUUGAUAAAAAGGUCAGAAAAUCCUUUGCUCUGGUGGAGUGAUCGCAAAGGCGUGUAUCCCCGGCUGUACAGAUACAUGUUGAAACGCCUCAACAUCGCAGCAACAUCGACUGCGUGCGUUGUACCCAUCGCGCGCAUCUUCCCUGUGAUAAGAGGGUCCUGUGAUAUCGACGAGUUCGACUUAGCUUUAAAACUAGUUAGUCUUUAG